AUACCCGAUAUGCAGGGCUGGUCUGCUUACCUCUGGUAUUAUCAGGUGCCUUCUCUAUGCCAGACUCUGUCCUAGACAUGGGCACAGGGGCAGCCAGAGAGAAAUGCCCUCAGUGUGAGGCAGAUGAGCAAUGAGGCCCUUGCAGUCUGAUCAGAUAAAGUCUGUGAUAGGGAAAUACCAGGGUUUUUGGGAGCUGUUUUACUUUGGGCUGCUAUAAUGGAAAGUCCAUAGACUGGGUUGCUUAAACAAAAGAUUUAUUUUUCACACCUUGGGAGGUUGUGAAGUCCAAGAUCAAGGCUCUAGUCAGCCUGAUGAAGUCUGCCUUCUUGGCUUGCAGAUGGACACCUUCUUGCUGGGUCUGAGCUCACAUGUUGGAGAGGGAGACCAUCUCUUUUGUGUCACUUCUUAUAAAGGUGCUAAUAAGGUGUCAUUCAUCUCCUGAUUACCCCAAGGCCCACCUCCAAAUACCAUCACACUGGGGAUUCAGUCUCAACAUAAGAAUUUUGGUAGGAUACAAAUAUUCAGUCCAUAGCAGGAGCACAGAAAGGCAGGAGGAAGGAGUGGGGGAUUCAGGAGGCCCCUUGAAAGAUGACUUUCUGAAAGGGAAUAAGGCUGGGUUGUUCCAGCUAUGCAGAGGCCAGGAGGUGAGCAGGGACAUGGCCAUUACGGGAACUGCCAGUUCAGCUGGAGUAAAGAGAGCAAGGUGGGGAGAGGGAAGCAGUGGCCAGGUCAGCUUCAGCUUCUUGAAUUCUGGACUUGAUCCUAAUGCCCCAAGGGGAGCUAUAGAGUGGUUCUAGGCGUGGGAGUGGCAGGUAAAUGUGUGGUUUAAGAAGGUCAUUCUGGCUGCAGGAUCAAGAAUGGCUGGGGAAAGAGGGCAGGAGCAGAGGGACAUGGGGUGGCCGCUGUGGGGACAGAGACAUGUUAAGGUUAGUGAACUUUUUAAAUUGAUAGUAACCUAAAUAAAACGCGUAAGUAUAUAAAUCUUAAGUGUCCAUAAGACGAAUUUUUACAAUUUUAGACAUUCAUUUAACCACCAUGCAGAUCAACAUAGAACUCUUACAGGUCCCCCAGCCCUUCCUACCUCCCACCCCAGAAAAUUUCCCUCAUGACUCUCUCCAGGGUGUCCUUCUCCCUCCCCUGGGGAACCACUGCUCUGACUUAUAUCAUCACAGAGUAGUUCUGCCUCUUUUUUUUGAACAUUUGCAUGUAUUUCGUGUCUGCCUUCUUUCACUCAGCAUGAUGUCUGUGAGAUGCAUCUGUGUCGUGUGCAUCCAGGAGCUGGAGCUCAUUUUUUUUUUUUUUUAAACAGUGUGGAAUAACACAUUCACUGAGCACUUAUCACUAAUCUAAGAACAUGUGACAUGUGUUGAUUCUUCUAAAUCCCCCAACCCUAUGAGGUCUUAAGACAAAGAAUUGGAGGCACAGAGAGGUUAAGGAACUUGCCCAGGAUUACCCAGCCAAGUAACAGUGGAGCCAGAGUUCAAAAGCAGGCAGUCUGGUUCUGGAGCCGAAGCUCUUAACACGGCCACGUGGCCUCCAUGAUACCUCCUGGGUCUGUUCCUGGCUCUGUGUGGAUUAAAUGGAUUUACAUGAACUCCCAGGCAUGGCGUGCCUGGAUAUAGAUGGAGGAAGAGAGAGGAAGGAGUUGAGGAUGACUGCGGGUUUCUGGCUUGAGUGACUGGGUGGGUGGUGGGGCUGUUACUAAGAUAGGGAACACAGGAAGAGGAACAGAUGGCAUGGGGGGUGGGGAACAGACACAAGGGGUUCGAUUUGGGGCCUGCAGAAUUUUAUGUUUCUAGGGGAUGGUUGGGCGGAGAUAACAAGUGGGCAGUGGGUCCUGGGGGAUCUCAGGCUGGAUGUGUGGUGAAGGAGGCAUUCAGGGCCCUGUAGAUGGCAUCUGGAACUGGGAAAAGGAUGGGGUCUCUUGGCAGGAUGCGAUGGGGACAGGAUGUGCGGGUGUUGUUUGUCCAUAUGUGUGUUUCCGUGUGGUCUGAGCAUGUGUGUACAUGUGAGUAUGCCUGCCUCUGGGUCAUGAAUCCCCCACCUCCUGGGAGAACCUGCUGGUCAGCUGGGAGCUGGGUUGUUUUUGUUUGUGGUUUGACCCUGGGAGGGGGGUGCCAAGCCUGAGAAACUACCCACGGAGAAGCCCCCGGAAACAUCUGUGAGUCUUCUUCCCCCAGGCCCAGGGUGGGGGAUUGGCCGGGGAGGGAGAUUUUCUUGCUUCUCUCACGCUUGCCUAGGGGAGGCUGUCCCUGGGGUAAACAUUAUCCAGUUAGUAAGGUUGACAGCAAACUCUACAGGAUUCGGGGACUUCGUAGGCGGCUGGGAAGAGGGCAAAGGAGUGUUUGGAAAGGACACCUGAGUAGAGGAGACCAAGACAGCCUUCUGGUUGGUUUUUCCUGUUCUCUCUCAUUUCCUGUGAUGGCAGUGGGGGAAGGGUUCCCCAGCACUGGGGCCUCGGCCUCAGCUUCAACUUCCUUUCCCUUUCCCCCUGGUGACCUCCCCAAAGGCCCAGCUGGAGCAACAGACACAAGGUAGCUGUACUCAGCCUUUGGGAUUGAGUCCUCUGGGGCUUGCCAAACCUUGGGAAGGACCCUUAUUUGCUGAAGCAUUCCAGGGAAUGAGCCCCAAGUCUCUUCUGCUUGGAUAAGGCCAGCCAGCUGUGGGAGUCUCUGGUUAUACUUCUGCUGAGGGCUGAGACUCUCACUUGGGAGACAGUGUUGUGUUGUGGGGUGCUCCAUGUCACGAAGCCAUAGACAGGAGAGACUUUGGACAUUAGGAUCAAAUGAGAUGUUAAAGAGACAGCCUUAGUGGCUGUGGUCACACAGGCCUGGAGGCAGGAGACUUCUUGUCAGUGGAGCGGGGGUUUCUAAGGGAAAGUCUGAGAAGCUCCCACACCGGGAGGGGAAGGGCUCAGAAACUACUCCGUCUAGGAAUGGAGGCCAACGUCAAAGCCAGCCUGUUCCCCAGAGUGCCUGGCUAGCCUGGAGCAAGGGCCCGCAGCCCUGCCUGUGUGCAGAGUGGCGUGCCUGUGUGGGUGUGCUGGAGGAGGAGGAGGAAGCAGAGCCACCAUACCAGGGCCGUGCGGGCUGUGCGGGCUGUAGGGCGUACACACACACACAUACACACACACACACAGGCACACAGAUGCAAGCUGUGUGAAUCACCCAGCCUGUGAGUCAGCCCCAGGAUUCCUGUCGGGGAAUGAGUGAGACCAGGCUGAGGCUGUCUGUCCCCAGACCCCAGAGCACGUCCGGCACCACCAUGACUGGGCUGUUGAAGAGGAAAUUUGACCAGCUGGAUGAGGACAACUCCUCGGUCUCCUCCUCCUCCUCUUCCUCUUCCUCCGGGUGCCAGUCUCGCUCCUGCUCCCCAAGCUCUUCUGUCUCCCGUGCCUGGGACUCAGAGGAGGAAGGCCCCUGGGAUCAGAUGCCCCUGCCUGACCGUGACUUCUGUGGCCCCAGAAGUUUCACCCCCCUGUCUAUCCUGAAGCGGGCUCGCCGGGAGCGCCCAGGCCGUGUAGCCUUUGAUGGGAUCACCGUCUUCUACUUCCCCCGCUGCCAGGGCUUCACCAGUGUGCCCAGCCGUGGUGGCUGUACUCUGGGUAUGGCCCUUCGCCACAGUGCCUGCCGUCGCUUCUCUUUGGCUGAGUUUGCGCAGGAGCAAGCCCGUGCACGGCACGAGAAGCUCCGCCAGCGCUUGAAAGAGGAGAAGUUGGAGAUGCUGCAGUGGAAGCUUUCGGCAGCUGGGGUACCCAAGGCAGAGGCAGGGCUGCCACCUGUGGUGGAUGCCAUUGAUGACGCCUCUGUGGAGGAGGACUUGGCAGUCGCUGUGGCAGGUGGCCGGUUGGAAGAAGUGAGCUUCCUACAGCCCUACCCAGCCCGGCGACGUCGAGCUCUGCUGAGGGCUUCAGGUGUGCGAAGGAUCGAUCGGGAGGAGAAGCGGGAGCUGCAGGCACUGCGCCAAUCCCGGGAGGAUUGUGGCUGUCACUGCGAUAGGAUCUGCGACCCUGAGACCUGCAGCUGCAGCCUGGCAGGCAUCAAGUGCCAGAUGGACCACACAGCAUUCCCCUGUGGCUGCUGCAGGGAGGGCUGUGAGAACCCCAUGGGCCGUGUGGAAUUUAAUCAGGCAAGAGUUCAGACCCAUUUCAUCCACACACUCACCCGCCUGCAGUUGGAACAGGAGGCUGAGAGCUUUAGGGAGCUGGAGGCCCCUGCCCAGGGCAGCCCACCCAGCCCUGGUGAGGAGGCCCUGGUCCCUACUUUCCCACUGGCCACGCCCCCCAUGAACAAUGAGCUGGGAGACAACAGCUGCAGCAGCGACAUGACUGAUUCUUCCACAGCAUCUUCAUCAGCAUCGGGCACUAGUGAGGCUCCUGACUGCCCCACCCACCCAGGCCUGCCUGGCCCUGGCUUCCAGCCUGGCGUUGAUGAUGACAGCCUGGCACGCAUCUUGAGUUUCAGUGACUCUGACUUCGGUGGGGAGGAGGAGGAAGAGGAGGAAGGGAGUGUGGGGAACCUGGACAACCUCAGCUGCUUCCAUCCAGCUGACAUCUUUGGUACUAGUGACCCUGGUGGCCUGGCCAGCUGGACCCACAGCUAUUCUGGCUGUAGCUUCACAUCAGGCAUCCUGGAUGAGAAUGCCAACCUGGAUGCCAGCUGCUUCCUAAAUGGUGGCCUUGAAGGGUCAAGGGAAGGCAGCCUUCCUGGCACCUCAGUGCCACCCAGCAUGGAUGCUGGCCGGAGUAGCUCAGUGGAUCUCAGCUUGUCUUCUUGUGACUCCUUUGAGUUACUCCAGGCUCUGCCAGAUUAUAGUCUGGGGCCUCACUACACAUCACAGAAGGUGUCUGACAGCCUGGACAACAUUGAGGCACCUCACUUCCCCCUGCCUGGCCUGUCUCCACCUGGGGAUGCCAGCAGUUGCUUCCUGGAGUCCCUCAUGGGCUUCUCCGAGCCAGCCGCCGAAGCCCUAGAUCCCUUUAUUGACAGCCAGUUUGAGGACACUGUCCCGGCAUCUCUAAUGGAGCCUGUGCCGGUGUGAGGACCAGGAUGCCUUUUCCCAGCCCCAAGAGACCUGUUGCUGCUUUCUUGUAAUUAUGGGGCUCCCCAGAGUCUGCGUAACAGUCUCCCACUGGCUGGCUCACCCACAGGUGCCAUGUGCACACUCCUGGUUUUCAAACAAUUCUCUGGAUUUAUUUAUUUGUUGUUUUAACUUUUCUGUGCUGAAGAGAGGACUGGGGGGAGGGGGCUUCCCCUUUCAGCUGCCCGGCCCCCCACACCCACAGCUUGCUCUUCUAUCUCCACAACGUGAGCCUGGAAGAGGAGAAAAUGUGGCUCCUCUGGAGCUUGGCAGACCACUUUCCGGUCUUUGCGUGAUGUUCCUUAGCCCAAAGACGGUGAGACAGGGCUGAAAUCAGGUGGCUUCUGCCACCCUGAGCCCUAGACCCAUGGGUGGCUAAAUCCACUGGACUGUGAAGACUAUAAUUUAUUUCCAUAAUUUAUUUGGAGAUUGAGGAGGCUUUGGUUGCACCUCUUUGGCUGGUGGGUAAUGCCAGGGGUGGGGUGGGCACAGGCCCUCAAGAGCCCCUUUUGCCUUGUAGUCCUACACCUUGCCCUGCCUGGGCUUUGGUGCAGACUAGGUGUGGAUUUGAGCUCUGUGAUCUGUGUCUGCUGCCUGGCUCCUAGAUGGCUCUGCGGGCAGGUGCUGGCCAAGGACAUCAUCUAGGCAGGGGGAGAGCCUGGGCUGAACAGCUGUGACCAAAACUCCCUUCUGCCCCACCCUGCCCCCUCCACUUCCUGCCCUCUGUUCCAUCUUCCCCCUUCCCAAAGGCCACAGCCUUUAUUCCAGGCCCAGGGAUGUAGGAGGGGGAAGGAGGAAACAGGAAGCCCAGAGAGGGCAAAGGGCCUACCUCGGGGCGCGAACCAUGCCCCAGACUAUUAUCUCAGGGCUUUCUGGGCACUGCACUUCAGCCUGGCCCACCUGCCCAUGCCCUGAGGCCAGUUGGCGAGGGGUGGCUCCUGAGGGUUUUUAUACCCUUUGUUUGCUAAUGUUUAAUUUUGCAUCAUAAUUUCUACAUUGUCCCUGAGUGUCAGAACUAUAAUUUAUUCCAUUUCUCUCUGUGUCUGUGCCAAGAAACGCAGGCUCUGGGCCUGCCCCCUUGCCCAGGAGGCCUUGCCAGCCUGUGUGCUUGUGGGAACACCUUGUACCUGAGCUUACAGGUACCAAUAAAGGGGCUUUAUUUUUA
Pan troglodytes (chimpanzee) is the source of this 6244-nucleotide messenger RNA. RefSeq names its product cysteine and serine rich nuclear protein 1 (gene CSRNP1). The transcript is spliced from 5 exons. Gene Ontology annotation, molecular function: sequence-specific DNA binding; DNA-binding transcription factor activity, RNA polymerase II-specific. Lineage: Eukaryota; Metazoa; Chordata; Mammalia; Primates; Hominidae. Gene Ontology annotation, biological process: regulation of transcription by RNA polymerase II. The record is from RefSeq and is a predicted model, not a curated record. The coding region runs from base 3205 to 5040 and encodes 611 amino acids. Gene Ontology annotation, cellular component: nucleus.